Molecule: messenger RNA, 1029 nt
Organism: Balaenoptera acutorostrata (minke whale)
Lineage: Eukaryota; Metazoa; Chordata; Mammalia; Artiodactyla; Balaenopteridae
Exons: 3
Coding region: 38-733 (231 amino acids)
Source: RefSeq, a predicted model, not a curated record
AGGAGUGGAAGAGUCCCCAAGCUCCUCCCCAGAAGCCAUGGCCUGCUCACCUCUCACCUGUGUGGUACUGUAUUUCCCACAGGUAGCACAGCCCAUGUGCCCAGCCUUAGGCCAGGUAGAUGGUAUAGUUGGAACGUCCAACUCCCCACCCCCGUGGACGAGAAAGCAGAUAAAGAGGCGCAGUCUCCACACCUUCUCUUCUCCCUACAGGUGUCCAGCUUGCGUGGCACAGUUCCCCUGUCCCCCUCUCCCUCGAAGGUGGCACAGUCUGCUGCGCCCACACACCCUUCUUGCACCUGCCAGGUGGGAGGCCCAAUGCCCCACCCCUGCAGGUGGUCCAUCCCGCCGGCCCCUCCUCGGUGAUGCUGCCACAAGGUUGGUACAGCCCCCCCGCGUCCUCUCUCAGGAGCCGCAGUCUGCCGCCUUCCCCCGCCCAACAUCUACCAGCUGGGCGUCCCAGUCCCCGCGACGCCCUCCCCCAGAGGUGGCCCAGCCCGCCCACCGAGGGGCCCCAGCCCUGCCUCGCACCUGCCAGUAUAUGUGCUGCCGAAGCGAGCACUGGCCAAGACUUCUGAACGCCCCUCCAUAUAUGUUCUCCCUUUCUUCUGAGCACAGGCAGAAAGUUGCUGAGGACGUCCCUGGUGGCACAGUGGUUAAGAAUAUGCCUGCCAAUGCAGGGGACACGGGUUCAAUCCCUGGUCCGGGAAGAUCCCACAUGCCACGGAGCAACUAAGCCUGUCCGCCGCAACUACUGAGCCCAUGCGCCACAACUACUGGAGCCCGGGCUCAGAAUAAGAGAAGCCACCGCAAUGAGAAGCCCGCACAUCGCCCCUGCUUGCUGUCAUUAGAGAAAGCCCGUAUGCAGCAAGGAAGACCCGAGGCAGCCCAAAAUAAAUAUAGAAAGAAAGAAAGAAAAUUGCUGGGACUAGAAUCUUGGUACUUGUUGGUCUCUUCUCUCUGUUUCUUGGCUCUCUAUCAGAGCUUCUAAAGCAGGUAGAAAUAUACAAUGAUCAUUUUAUACAUGAUUUC